AUGUCACAUACAUUACUUCGUAUGCCAAACCUUGAAAUUUUGGAGUUAAAGAAUGAUAGCAUAACGUUUGUGUUGUCAAAUACAGAUAUUAGUGUGGCCAAUGCAUUGCGUCGUAUUAUGAUUGCAGAGGUGCCAACGAUGGCAAUCGAUUUGGUCGAGUUUCAAACAAAUACAUCGGUGCUGUGCGACGAGUUUAUCGCCCAUCGUCUCGGGCUCAUCCCAUUGACGAGUCACAAGGUCGAGUCGUUCAACUACACACGUGAAUGUUCGUGUACCGAACGUUGCACCGAAUGCAGCGUCGAGUUUAACCUCAAUGUAAAGUGUUUGGACAGAGCACUCGAAGUCACUUCAUCAGACUUGCAAUCACAAAACGACAAUGUCUUUCCCGUGUCGGCGAGCGACAAUGUCUACGGCAACACAUCGGGUGCCAUCCCCAUCGUCCGUCUCCGCAAGGGUCAGGAAGUCAAACUCAAAGCAAUCGCAAAGAAGGGUGUUGGAAAAGAACACGCCAAAUGGAUUCCAACCUGUAUCGCCACCUACCAAUUCCAACCAAAGAUUGUUGUAAAUCAAAAUAGAUUCGAUGAAUUAAGUGAUCGACAAAAAGAUGAAUGGAUUUCAAGUUGUCCAACCAAUGUAUUUAAAUAUAAUCCAAAUUCAAUGCAACAAGUAACGACCGAUGACCUUAAAUGUAUGUUUUGUCAAGAGUGUGUAAAGAAGUCUGAAGCACUUGGCAAACCCGAUCUUGUCUCGGUAGAACAGAAACAAGACCGAUUUAUUUUUACCGUAGAGACUAGUGGAGCCCUCAGACCAGAAGAAAUAGUCCUGGCUGGAAUUCAAAUCAUAAAGGAAAAAUUAAUACGUAUUCAAACUCAAAUUCAAAAAGGUUUAUAA
Cavenderia fasciculata is the source of this 891-nucleotide messenger RNA. RefSeq names its product RNA polymerase II core subunit (gene rpb3). Gene Ontology annotation, molecular function: DNA binding; DNA-directed RNA polymerase activity; protein dimerization activity. Gene Ontology annotation, biological process: DNA-templated transcription. Gene Ontology annotation, cellular component: RNA polymerase II, core complex. Bases 1 to 891 code for a protein of 296 amino acids. The record is from RefSeq and is a predicted model, not a curated record. The transcript is spliced from 2 exons. Lineage: Eukaryota; Evosea; Eumycetozoa; Acytosteliales; Cavenderiaceae.